AUGACCACUCCACAACCUGCACCAGCACCUCCGUCUUAUAACGAGGCACUAUCUGCUCCUUCAGCACCUCCACCAACACAAGCAGCUCAGCCGGUACCACAGCCGCAGAUCGUGUACACCCAAGCGGGAGUCGCAUACAACGUGCACCCACAGCCAAUAAUAGUCACGCCACACGUAAUUGUGAUCAAAGAUGCCUACACAUUUCAUCCGUACCCGGAGUACUGCCCAAAAUGUCAGACGAUCGCCACCACUCGUCGAGUCUGGGUCUCAGGUUCGUGUGCUUGCACAGUGCUGAUCCUAUCCUUAUGCAUACCUUUCCUGUGGCCAAUGUUAUUCUUCUUGUGCACACCUGCUUUCAAAGACGCUCAUCAUUACUGCCCGAGAUGUCUUACAUUACUUGCGAUUAGGCGACGAUGA
Necator americanus (New World hookworm) is the source of this 417-nucleotide messenger RNA. RefSeq lists its product as uncharacterized. The transcript has 4 exons. Gene Ontology annotation, molecular function: zinc ion binding. The coding region runs from base 1 to 417 and encodes 138 amino acids. The record is from RefSeq and is a predicted model, not a curated record. Lineage: Eukaryota; Metazoa; Nematoda; Chromadorea; Rhabditida; Ancylostomatidae.